AUGAGUGCAAUACUAUCUGCCGACGAUCUCAACGACUUCAUUUCACCCGGAGUGGCGUGUAUAAAGCCUCCAGCACAGAAUAGCGAUCAAAAGUUCAACCUGCUAAACGAGAAUGGAGAAGUAGAAAUACAGAUAGAUAGCGAGGGCAACCCUUUGGAGAUUUCAAAAAUCGACGGGAAGCAGACAAACUUGCUGCCUGCCCAAAUAUCGUUGGCAGACUGUUUGGCAUGCUCUGGCUGUAUCACAUCUGCUGAAGAAGUGUUGGUAGCUCAGCAUUCGCACGAAGAGUUGAUCAAAGCGUUGAAUGAGAAAGUUGACAAUAAUAGUACCAAAGUAUUUGUAGCGAGCAUAUCACACCAGUCUCGUGCUUCAUUAGCUACAGCGUAUAACUUGUCUAUCGAAGAGAUCGACAAACUCCUCAUCAACCUAUUCAUCAACCAGAUGGGGUUUAAGUAUAUUGUAGGGACUUCUAUAGGGAGAAAGCUUUCUUUGAUCAACGAAGCGCAGAAUUUGAUUGAAAAGAAGGAAUCCGAGUUUGACGGCCCUGUUCUUUCAUCCAUUUGUCCUGGUUGGGUGUUAUAUGCGGAAAAAACUCAUCCUUACGUUUUGCCCAGAAUGUCCACUGUGAAGUCCCCUCAGCAGAUCACUGGAUGUUUGUUAAAGACGUUAGCAGCGCACGAGCUUGGAGUCACCAGAAACGAUAUAUACCAUCUAUCCAUAAUGCCAUGUUUCGACAAAAAGUUGGAAAGCGCAAGGCCAGAAAAGUACGGAGAACAAAAUACUUCCAACGAUGUAGACUGUGUUCUCACAGCAAAAGAAUUGGUCACCUUGCUUGAACAGCAUUCUGAUAAGUUUCAGUUAAUACCACCGCAAGCACAUACUAUCACCAACUCUGCCAUCCCUGUAGUAGAUUUGUACAGUAAAUGUGCACCUCGAACAUGGCCCCUCGUGCAAUACUCUUGGUCCAAUGAUAGCGGUUCUGCUUCAGGAGGCUACGGUUACAACUAUUUAAAGAUGUACCAGAAUCAUUUGAUAAUGAAGCAUCCGACAAAGUACCAGCAAGAAGGAUUUUCUAUCGACUAUGUAAAGGGCCGUAAUACCGAUCUCACAGAAAUGAGGUUGAUGUAUGGAAGCGAAAAGCUUGCUAGUUCUGCCAUCGUAAAUGGGUUCAGAAACAUUCAAAAUUUAGUUCGCAAGUUGAAACCUACAGUCAAGCCGGGUUCGACUACAGGCAAAGGAAAUGCUUUAGUGGCUCGCCGCAGAGCUAGGGUUGCUGGAGGAAUAACAAAGGCUAGCUCACCUGCUGGUUCAGACGAAAGCGCAGAUGCUUCCAAGUGCGACUAUGUAGAGAUCAUGGCAUGUCCAAAUGGUUGUAUAAAUGGCGGAGGCCAGAUCAAUCCUCCUGAAGAUGUUUCUGAAAAGGAUUGGCUUUCUGCAAGUCUUGAAAAGUACAACCUGAUUCCAUUGUUGGACUUGGCAGCAAUGGAAAAUGUGGAUACGGUGGCCGAGAUUAUGCAAUGGAGUUGUUUAUUCCGCGAGGAGUUUGGAGUCUCGGAAAAUAGGCUCUUGAAGACGUGGUUUAAUGAAGUCGAGAAGCCCACAGACUCGGCUUCUAUUUUAUUGGGUGCCAGGUGGUAG
Scheffersomyces stipitis CBS 6054 is the source of this 1638-nucleotide messenger RNA. RefSeq names its product Nar1p (gene NAR1). Gene Ontology annotation, cellular component: cytosolic [4Fe-4S] assembly targeting complex. Gene Ontology annotation, molecular function: 4 iron, 4 sulfur cluster binding. Bases 1 to 1638 code for a protein of 545 amino acids. The record is from RefSeq and is a predicted model, not a curated record. Lineage: Eukaryota; Fungi; Ascomycota; Pichiomycetes; Serinales; Debaryomycetaceae. Gene Ontology annotation, biological process: iron-sulfur cluster assembly. The transcript has a single exon.